AAGCAGUCAUGCUUCAGAGUCAUAUAAGGGUGUUGCCAUUUUGCAGUAGUAGUUUAUGAAUUUUAUCUAUUUAAAAAUAAUGGACUUCUUACGAUGAUAGUUUAAAACCUUUUUAUGACGUGUAUUUUUAUUUUUAGUGCUUUAAAAAACAUAUCCUCUAAUCAAAUUAUAAGGAAUUGUAAUGCAGCUGACUAUAGGAAGAUAACAUAGAAGUGUCAGAUAUGUUAAACAGCAAAACUAAGCAUGCUCUCCACUGUGCAUUAUUGUUUUCAGUUAUUAUUAUUUUUGAACUCUUAACUGGAGGACUAAAGUUAUCAAGUGAUGAAACAGUUAUAGAUCCAUGGGUCAAAUAUGGAUUCACUAUUACGAUAAUUCUGUACACUCUUAGAUUUCUGGCAUUUUUACCUUUACCACAGAUUCUUCUGAAUUUUGCUGGGCUCACAUUAUACAAUGCCUUCCCUGACAAUGUUAUUUUGAAAGGUAGUCCACUAUUAGCCCCGUUUAUAUGUGUAAGGAUAGUUACUCGUGGUGAUUAUCCACAACUAGUGAAGAACAAUGUAAGCCGUAAUUUAUCGAAGUGUUUGAGUGCCGGUUUAGAACAUUUUGUAAUUGAAGUUGUGACUGAUAAACCUAUUCAUCUGAUGAAGGAUAGACGGGUUAUAGAAACUGUCGUACCUGGAAAUUACAAAACUAAAUCUGGUGCUUUAUUCAAAGCUCGUGCCCUGCAGUAUUGUUUAGAAGAAGGUGUUAAUACUUUAUCUGACUCUGAUUGGAUUGUACAUCUUGAUGAAGAAACACUCUUGACAGAAAAUUCCAUUAGAGGUAUAUUGAAUUUCGUCAUAGAUGGGAAGCACUCAUUUGGUCAAGGAUUGAUUACAUAUGCAAAUGAAGAGGUUAUCAAUUGGAUUACUACUCUUGCUGAUACUUUUAGGGUUGCAGACGAUAUGGGAAAACUUCGUUUUCAGUUUUUAAUGUUUCAUAAACCCCUUCUUAGCUGGAAAGGAUCUUACGUUGUCACUCAGGUGAAAGCAGAACGUGACGUUACAUUUGAUAAUGGAUUGGAUGGUUCAGUUGCUGAAGACUGUUUUUUUGCUAUGAAAGCAUUUAAAAUGGGAUAUACAUUCAAUUUCAUUGAAGGAGAAAUGUGGGAAAAAUCGCCUUUCACUCUUGGUGAUUUCUUGCAACAGAGGAAACGUUGGCUCCAAGGAAUCCUUCUUGUCGUACGUUCGAAAAAAAUUCCUUUGAAAAAUAAAAUAUUUCUCAGUAUUUCAUGUUAUUCAUGGGUUACAAUGCCACUUUCAACAUCAAAUAUAUUAUUAGCUUCACUGUGUCCAAUUCCUUGUCCUCCUUUAAUAGAUUUCUUAUGUGCUUUUAUUGGUGCUGUAAGUAUUUAUAUGUAUAUUUUUGGUGUCAUUAAAUCAUUUUCAUUAUAUCGUUUUGGUGUCAUAAAAUUUAGUCUUUGUAUCUUUGGUGCCCUAGCUACUAUUCCAGUCAAUGUUGUCAUUGAAAAUGUUGCUGUAAUUUGGGGUUUAUUAGGAAAGAAGCAUAAAUUUUAUGUUGUAAAUAAAGAUAAUCGACCUCCCUUGACUGUUUAAUUCUUAAAUGAAUAAGUUAUAAAUAUCAAGAUUGGAUAAUAAUUCAAUUUAUUUAAAUUUAGUUAUACAUUUCAUAAAGUCUUUGUUCUUUUAGUUUUAAAGAAUCUGUUCUAACCUUAUAGUCAUGACAGUCCUCAUUCAUACCAUAUAAUUGUAAAUAAAAUAAUAAUUGUUUGCAGCCAAAAAUUAUAUCUUUUCAUAUUACACCAAUUUAAAACUGGUGUCAUGUUAUUGAGUAUCUAAUCAUUCUUUAUAUAAAAUCAAUAUGGUUUACAGUCACAUUAAAACGUAAGGACACCAUAUGUAUAAUUUAUUUAUUUAUUUAAUUUUUUUUUAUUUCUAUUGCAGCGAUUGAUGAAUUUCAUUGUAAUUAAAAUACUAUUAUUAUUUCAGUUAUUUGUUUGUGUGUGUGAGUAUGUAUUAGCUGUUCCUUAGACGGUUAUUUUAAGUACUACUUGUCCAUAAUAUAAGAGAUUACAGAUUGGAUAAAGUUGGCUGUGUAAUGUCCAUUUAUUAUAUUGUUUACUAAAUAAAUCUCUUAGUUAUGUUGGUUAUUUUUUUAAUUUGUAUUUAUAAUUAUUAACAUCACAGAAAAGAAACACCUCUACUUAAUUAGUUAUAGCACAAGAAGUGUAAAUGAUAUAGUAAGACUGAACAGUUAAAUAUUUUGUUUUCUUAUUCUGUAAUAUUGGUGUUACAUAAAAGGAUCAUGUAGAAAUCUUAGUUAAAAUUAGUUUUUUAUUUUAUUACUUUCUCACUACCGAAGGUAGGGAAGCAUUGUAUUUCUUUAUUGUGUAUUAUUCAAUAUUCCCUUAAACUAAUACCCUUCCAGAAGUAUAUCUCUUGCUUUAAACCAAUUUCUUUAUUUAUAGUCACCAUUGGUUACACGCUGUGAGUGUGUGAAUAUAAAUAAAGUUAGUAUGGUUCCAUUAUUUUUAAAUUUAAGUCUUAUGAUGCAAAAGGUACCUUUAAAUUAUUUGGCUUUCUCUAUGACUUAUUUUUCUAUGAUUAUUUAUGCACUUUUCUAAUAUUUAAUGUUCCCAUCUUACAAUUUUAUUUAUUAUUUUAAAUUACAAAAUAUUUAAUGAAAAUAAUCAGUUUCUUGUGAGAUGACCUGACCAAUUACUAGGAUACUCUAAUCUUGUUUGUAAUAAUAACAAUUCUCAUCUAAAAACACUUAUUGCAUGCACAUAAUUAAUUGAAGUUUAUUAAUUUAAAAAAAUUGAUAUUAGCUGUGUUCCUAGAUUAUUUUGGUCUAAGAUUAGUCGAUAAUGCAGUUUUUACAUGAUUCCUCUUUAUUUUGGUCAGUUUUAUAUAUAUUUGCAAGAAUUAAGAGUAAUGUAUUAACCAUGGACAAGUGCUUAUUAGUUUAUUCUUAUAUAAUUUUAUUUAUGCUACAUUUUUAGUUUUUAUAGCUGAUUGUCAGAGCCUUGUUAAAUUGGCAUAGUAAUGUAAGUGUUAUAAUUAUUUUUAUUAUUGUUAUUAAGAGGUUGAAAGUAUUUAAAACCUAAGAUUAAAAAUUUUAAAUAUAAGUAGUUACAAACAAAGUUGAGAAUUUGUAAGUUUCAUAUAAUUAAUCUUAUUUUAAUGGAUGAAUUCCUUUCUCACAAUUUGAUUGAUAGCUGUCCUAGCACAAAGUCAAUUAUUGGAAUGAUGGAAAUGCUUCUCUAAUUUCAUAUGAAAAACUGUGAUUUAUAACUGAUUUGUAUCAUUUUAGAAGUUUAGAAGAUUAAUAAAUUUUAGGCACCUAAAUUUAUUAUUCUAUGCUUUUAUAAAAUUAAUUCUAGUCAUAAUUUCUAUAGAAUGAGUUAAUAUAGUUGUAGAAUUAACAUUGUUUAUUGCACUAUCUAAUUAUUUUCUCUUAUUUUAGGGGGUCUCAAUAGUUCAAUAGUUUUUGCUUGUUGAAGAAAUUAUUGUUUCAUUUUUUAAAGUGAUGAUUUUUUUAUUUAAAUAUAUGUUUUUCUAGCACCUUUAAAAUCAUUAUAAGCUAAUAGCAUUGGUAUUAUUUUUGGUGACUGAUAGUAAUAGUUUUAUAAAGGAUUGAUUGUGGACUCCCUUUCGCUAUAUCAGUUAUUAUAUAUUAUAUAUAUGUUGUAUCAGUUAUGAAUUCAUAAGUUUUUUUUUUUUUUAAAUAUCAUGAAUUGAACUUAAAUUGUGAUUUUAACAAUUAAUCUUCCAAAAAAUUGUCAUUUUUAUUUUAAUGCAAUAUAUUUUCUUGUAAUUUAAAAAUAUAAAAUUUGAAGUCAUAAUAGUUCUAACUUUUAUCAGUUUAUGGUUUGAACUUUGUUGAUUAAAACAAAAAACAUAUCAUUAUUUCGAACAAUGCAAAUUUAUUAACUUAUAUAAUCAGACCAUCUGUUAUUAACUGAUUACGUCAUUAAUGCAGCAUGAAGAAAGUUGAUUUAUCUCAGAUUAAUUUUGUUAUAAGGUAGUUUACAAAGAGCCUGUGCUGACAUUUAUGUUUUUAGUUUCUAUUUCAUUAUAAAAUAGUUGUGAUCACUUGGCAUAGUAACCAAAUUCCAAAUACUAGCUUUGGCAAUCUAACUACUAAUGCAGUUUUGUAUUGAAAUAGUUGCUGCUUUAAUUUUGGUGUUAAGCUUAUAACUUGAAUAUGAGUUUUCAGACAGGAUCUAUUUUAAUUAACCUAAAUUUUAAUAAGAGCAUUGUAGUGAGUAAAUAAAAUCUUAUGUUAAACAUU
Molecule: messenger RNA, 4293 nt
Organism: Nezara viridula (southern green stink bug)
Lineage: Eukaryota; Metazoa; Arthropoda; Insecta; Hemiptera; Pentatomidae
Source: the annotation of a GenBank genome assembly